Molecule: messenger RNA, 741 nt
Organism: Cladocopium goreaui
Lineage: Eukaryota; Dinophyceae; Suessiales; Symbiodiniaceae
Source: the annotation of a GenBank genome assembly
AUGGACAUGUGGUCUUCACACUUCGCGAGGCCUUUGUCCAAGCAGCUCACCUUAAAGUGGCGUGGCGCUGGACGAUUGGUAGUGGUGCAGUCAAUCACCGCUCAGAAAUCCGAGCUGGUUGAGGAGCUGGUGGGAUCCGGAUCCGAUCUGAGCUGGAAGACGUUCUCCGAUUGGGACUCGAGCGCUUUGCUACCGCCACACGUUUGUCAAGUGGGAGAAGUGUUACACGAUGGCUGUAGGACUACAGCGAAGUUAGCCUCGGAGCCUGAACUUCUUGCUGCACCAGAGAGCCGGGGCAUCCAAUGGUCCAAUGGGCAAUACAAGAAUAUGUCCAAAGUGGCUCCGCGCCUUGAUCGAGCCAAGCACCAUCCCAACCUGGCCUGCGCGGAAAAUGGGAGUUCAACCGUAGAAUUCGUAGUGACCUUCCAUUGCCGGCUUCAGGCGAAAGUGCUCAUCUUUGGGCUCACCACCAUGAAGGACCACCAAACGAGACCAGGGACGCCCUGUGUGGACGCCAUGGUGGAGCUGCUGCAGAUCGCCGGCAAAGGUUUCGGUCCUGAGCUGAGGGAUUUUGGUGCUAGGUCUUCUCGCCCGGCUAUGCCAUAUAGUGGUAGCACCUGUACCACAUGCGUCCGUUCCGGUACCUCUGCCAUGGCAGGCGUACCGGAACGGGCACAUGUGGUACAGGUGCUACAGCAGUGGUUGCAGUGUGAUGGCCUUGGACAUCCCCUUCAAAAAUGA